AUGAAAACUAAGCUCUAUCAUCAGCAAAGGCUAUUACCAGUAAUCACUGCUGCUCGUGGGUUUUUAACUCAUCAAUCCUCACUACCUCACUUGCCUGUUCCUCCGUUAAAGGAUACAUUAGAUCGAUACUUGCUAUCAAUUAAGCCAUUAUUAACUUCUGUUGAAUUCGAAAAUACCAAAAAAAUAGUUGAAAAAUUUGGUGAAUCCGGUGGUAUCGGACAUACUCUUAAUGAAAAGCUGAAAGAAAGAGCCAAACAGCAUAACAAUUGGCUUGCUGAAUGGUGGCUUAAUUACGCCUACUUGGAGUAUCGUGCACCCAAUAUUGUUAAUUCUAAUCCAGCUAUUAUAUUUCCAAAAUUUAAUUUCAGUGGAUUAGAAGGCCAACUUGAGUAUGUCGUUCAAAAUAUUCUUUUACAUAUUGAUUAUUUAGAAGUGGAUACUGCAGGAAAGCGCCCAAUGUGUAUGAUACAACACACGAAUAUCUUUGGUUCCUGUAGAGUUCCUAAACCAAAAAGAGAUGCUUUUUACACCCAUCCCUAUGGCAACCCACCAUGCAAUCACAUUAUUGUAAUCUAUAAUAAUCAGAUUUUUGCUGUUGACGUGAUGCGAAACGGACAGAAAAUAUCUGCCGAACAGAUACACCAACAACUAAAAUUAGUUGUUGCUAGUACUCCACAACCUGUUGAAUCUAUCGGUAUAUUAACAUCGAAUGAUAGAGAUUCUUGGGCCGAAGCUUACGCUCAUCUUGCACAAGAUCCCAUCAAUAAGGACAACUUAGAGACUAUAAAAACGGCACUUUUUGCUAUUUGUAUUGACCGUCCUGGUAUUAGCUAUUCUGGUAAUGCUGAUGGCAAGGAAUAUAUGCAAUACUUUAGGAAUUACCACAGUAGAAUGCUCUUGCAUGGUGAAGGUAGCUUAUUCAAUAGCGGUAAUCGGUGGUUUGACAAGACCAUUGAGUUAAUCAUUGGCCCAGAUGGUCUAAUUGGAGCAAACUACGAGCACUCUGCUGGUGAAGGCCCUCCAGUUGUUACAGCACUUGAUCAUGUGUGCAAUUAUUGUAUGAAUAACCGCUUAAGCACAAAUGAAAAUAUCAACCCUGAAUCAUUACCUACAGUAAGACCACUCCAUUGGCUUAUAACCCAUCAAACAAGAAAUGAUAUAUUACAAGCAACAACAAAAAUUAACAAACUGGCAAAAGAUGUAGAUCUUAGGGCCAUAGUCUUUGAUGCAUUCGGUGCAAAUCUUGUCAGGUCAUAUAAACUAAGUCCAGACGGUUUCUUCCAAAUAGCAAUGCAGCUAGCAUAUUACAGAUUGCAUGGCCGAUCACCACCAACAUAUGAAAGUGGUGGCACUCGCCAGUAUAUACUGGGACGUACUGAAACAAUUAGAUCUGCGACGAUAGAAUCAGAUACCUUUGCUCGAGCUAUCGAUUGGCCAAGUUACAGCAAUCAAGAAAGAAGGGAGCUGAUGCUUGCGGCUUUAAAUCGUCACAAAGAUGUCACCAUAAAAGCAAUAACGGGACAUGGUUGGGAUCGUCACCUUUUGGGAAUGAAAUUAAUUGCAAUGGAGCAAGGUCUAGAAGUACCAGAGUUGCAUAAAGAUGUUGGCUAUACUAAAAGUACUCGUAUCUUAUUGUCUACUAGUCAAGUAUCGUCAAAUUGUGAUCUCUCUCUAUUUUUUGGUCCAACCGCUCCUGAUUGUUAUGGUGUUUGUUAUAGCCCAAAUCCAAAUAAUUAUCGAUACUCUUGCUCGACUUUUAAUAGCUGUCCUGAUACAAAUGGUAAAUUGUUUGCCGAAUUAGUGAGCAAGAGCCUUCUGGACAUGCAAGCAUUACUCUUAACAAAACCUAAGCUAUAA
Trichoplax adhaerens is the source of this 1857-nucleotide messenger RNA. RefSeq lists its product as uncharacterized. Gene Ontology annotation, molecular function: acyltransferase activity. Bases 1 to 1857 code for a protein of 618 amino acids. The record is from RefSeq and is a predicted model, not a curated record. The transcript is spliced from 12 exons. NCBI's taxonomy places the organism in Eukaryota, Metazoa, Placozoa, Uniplacotomia, Trichoplacea, Trichoplacidae.